GCCACAACCAUGUCCAUCCAUCAUGGAUUACAACUCGAUCCAUGGUCCCGGGAUAUCUAACUUCUCAUCCUCGUCUCCUCAUCGCAUGCCCACGGUCUCAGCAGCACAGGCCCUGCAAGAUCUCAAAUCGUCACACACGCGAUGUAUUUCCACGGGCCUGGACCUUCUCGACGCUUUUCUGCAGAAUAGAGAGUCAGUUUCUUCAGAUGUGGAGCCUCUGUAUGGGGGCGUAUCACGAAGAAAAGUUACGGAAGUUUAUGGACCACCUGGGAUUGGCAAGACCGCUCUUGGGAUGCAAUUAGCUGCCAGUGCUUUACAUGCGGGUGAGGGCGUCAUAUGGGUAGAUGCAUCGCAUCCAGUAUCAGGAUCACGUCUAUCACAGAUCUUGACCUCAUUCAAACCCAGCCUGCCUCAAUCAUCCACUCAAGAAGCUAGGACUCUACCAGAUCUGCUCGAGACUUUCACUCAUUUCUCAACUCCCACCCUCGCCCACCUCAUCGCUCUCCUCUCCCACCCAACUCAACACUUCCCACCACAAAACAUAAGUCUGAUCAUAAUCGACUCAUUCUCGACACUAAUCAGUAGUGCAUUCCCUCGGACAGCCGAUGCUACUGGCACUCCGAGAAAGCCCGGAGCACCCAACCCAUCAGCCCGCAAAUUCCCAAUCCUCCAAUAUCUAAUCACCACCCUCCAAAAGCUCGCCGCAACCCGCAACAUAGCCAUCGUUGUCUUCUCUCAAUGCGUAACAAAGAUGCGACCCGGCACAGGCGCAGUCCUCGUCCCAGCCAUCAACACCAUGGCAUGGGAGCAAGGGCUCGGCUGUCGGGUUGCUCUGUUCAGAGACUGGGACUGGGAUGACGAGGAAGGGCGCCUUGUAGAUGAUGUCCGAUUAGCGCAAAUUAUAAAAGCAGAGGGCAUCGCUGUGCCAGAGGGAAGAGCGAGGUUGGCUGGGUUUAGCAUUGCUGAUGACGGUCUCACACUUCUCACCUUCCCCACACUACCAACUCUCACCUCGCCCCAUGCUCCAGCACCGCUCAUACCCAGUACCACAACGACGCCCACUCUCCCUCUCCCCCUGAAACGCAAGCUCUCAGCCACCGACCUCGAGAUCCCAGACAGCGAAGGAGAAGGCGACGAGGAUUACGGGUGGGCCGAAGAAGAUGAAGAGGAUGUGCCUCCGCCCCCUCCCCAGUGGCAGGGGAGUGAGGAUCACUUGGCGCCUGGUGAGGGCGGCGAGCUCGAGGCUGAGGAAAUUGAUGUGGAGUUGAAUUUUGAGGAUGAAUUAGUGGAGGGAGGGGGGAAUGGUGAGCAGAAAGAGAGAUCUGGGAUUGGAAGGACGGAGAUCGAGGACAGCGAGGAUGAACUCGCAUUAUGAUACACGAAAAUCAACGACUUCGCACAUUCCCUUCUUUUGCUUAUUGUAAACACAUUUCCCGCCUUAGAUCUUUAAGUCUCCUGGCUUAAAUUAUAUUAUGUAUUUAUCCCUAUCUUGAUCUGUAUCUGUUUCAUUUUGAUCAACCU
Hyaloscypha bicolor E is the source of this 1521-nucleotide messenger RNA. RefSeq names its product P-loop containing nucleoside triphosphate hydrolase protein. The transcript has 6 exons. Bases 23 to 1375 code for a protein of 450 amino acids. NCBI's taxonomy places the organism in Eukaryota, Fungi, Ascomycota, Leotiomycetes, Helotiales, Hyaloscyphaceae. The record is from RefSeq and is a predicted model, not a curated record. Gene Ontology annotation, molecular function: ATP-dependent DNA damage sensor activity; ATP hydrolysis activity; four-way junction DNA binding. Gene Ontology annotation, biological process: meiotic DNA recombinase assembly; DNA repair; reciprocal meiotic recombination. Gene Ontology annotation, cellular component: Rad51B-Rad51C-Rad51D-XRCC2 complex; Rad51C-XRCC3 complex; replication fork.